AGCCCCUUCACGUCACAUGCUCAAUCCAACAUGGCGGCCACCGUACCGUGUGGAGCUCAAACAAAUACUUCAGAAAACACCAUGUCUUUGAAGAAAACUUUGUCUACGGCUGCCCCUCUUACUCUGAAAAUUAUUGCUGAAUGUCCGGUGACUAAAGCCAGAGCUUGUGAUUUAAUCUUGCCACAUAGCACCGUGAGCACCCCGGUUUUCAUGCCCGUAGGCACUCAGGGGACUCUGAAGGGGAUCACUGUGGACCAGCUGGAGGGUCUGGGAUGCCACGUUUGUCUUGGAAACACUUACCACCUGGGCAUGAGACCGGGGCCUGAUUUGAUAGAGAAAGCCAACGGUUUGCAUGGGUUCAUGAACUGGAAAAGAAAUCUUUUAACUGACAGUGGAGGUUUUCAGAUGGUGUCUUUAGUCGAACUCUCAGAGGUCACAGAAGAAGGAGUCAAGUUCAAGUCCCCCUAUGACGGCAAAGAGAUCCUCCUGACUCCUGAAAAGUCCAUCAGCAUACAGAAUAGUCUCGGUUCUGAUAUCAUGAUGCAGCUGGAUGAUGUGGUCAGCAGUACAGUGACGGGACCACGGGUGGAGGAGGCCAUGCACAGAUCUAUUCGCUGGCUAGACCGCUGUAUAGCUGCAAAUAAACAUCCGGAAAAACAGAACCUGUUUGCCAUCAUCCAGGGGGGGCUGAAUGCAAAGCUGCGCAAGACUUGUCUAGAUGAAAUGACUAAACGGGAUGUUCCUGGUUUCGCCGUCGGAGGUCUGAGUGGAGGAGAGGAGAAGGACGACUUCUGGAGGAUGGUCACGCUGAGCACCGACCACCUGCCGCGGGAGAAACCUCGUUAUCUUAUGGGUGUGGGGUAUGCUGUGGAUUUGGUGGUGUGUGUCGCUCUGGGAUGUGACAUGUUCGACUGUGUGUUUCCCACUCGUACUGCCAGGUUUGGUUCUGCCUUAGUGCCGUGGGGAUCCCUCCAGGUCAAACAGAAGCAGUACGCCAAAGACUUCCAGCCCAUAGACCCCGACUGUCAGUGCCCCACAUGCAAAAGACAUAGUCGGGCGUAUUUGCACGCUCUGUUUAAGAGCGACACUGCAGCCAUGCAUCACGUCACCAUUCACAACAUCGCCUACCAGCUCACCCUGAUGCGAUCUGUGCGCCAGAGCAUCGUGGACGGACGCUUUCCCGACUUUAUACGGACGUUCAUGAAGCGGAUGUUUCCUUCUCCUGACCAGUACCCCAGCUGGGCCGUCGACGCCCUCACAUCCGUCAAUGUCACACUGGAUUAGAAGUCGGAAAAAGGAGACGUUUCUGCUCUAAAUUGGGAUCGACGUCAAACAGUGACUGAAGGCCCUUUUUUUUUUUUUACAUUUUUUAAAUAACUUUUUAAUGGA
Messenger RNA from Sphaeramia orbicularis (orbiculate cardinalfish), 1389 nucleotides. RefSeq names its product queuine tRNA-ribosyltransferase 1 (gene qtrt1). Lineage: Eukaryota; Metazoa; Chordata; Actinopteri; Kurtiformes; Apogonidae. The transcript has 9 exons. Gene Ontology annotation, molecular function: tRNA-guanosine(34) queuine transglycosylase activity. The record is from RefSeq and is a predicted model, not a curated record. Gene Ontology annotation, cellular component: cytosol. The coding region runs from base 31 to 1284 and encodes 417 amino acids.